Lineus longissimus is the source of this 2711-nucleotide messenger RNA. Its product is annotated as metabotropic glycine receptor-like. Gene Ontology annotation, molecular function: G protein-coupled receptor activity. Gene Ontology annotation, biological process: G protein-coupled receptor signaling pathway. Bases 130 to 2211 code for a protein of 693 amino acids. NCBI's taxonomy places the organism in Eukaryota, Metazoa, Nemertea, Pilidiophora, Heteronemertea, Lineidae. The transcript has 13 exons. The record is from RefSeq and is a predicted model, not a curated record. Gene Ontology annotation, cellular component: membrane.
CCGGCGGCAUCCGGUGGAUUUAUCUUCGAUUUUCCAUGUUUAAAGGGGACAUUGGAGAAUUAGCUAGCCGAUUACACGGAUCAAUUUCCGCAGGAAUCCAAUCAAAGUUAUUUUUACGGGAUAUAAGCCAUGAAAAUUCGAUUUGAAAAGGAAGCUUCGAUAAUAUGUCUUUGCGUCUUUUUGAAUGUGAUGAACGACCUGGUGACAGCAGAUGGGACAGAUUCAGGUCGUCUGCGUGAUGCCAGGCAGUCACUCGAGUAUGUGGAGAAUAUAAAACGUGGCGAUUGCUCAGGCGGAACGGACAGCAUCCUGACAGUCAACUUCGAUCACAACACGUGGAACAAAUACGCCAGGGUUGCUGUAAAAACUGCCAAUCUUCUCACAAAGAACUUGAUGGAAGGCAACGGAAGGUUCCAAAAUAUUACGCCUGAAGACUAUUUCUUUAAUUUGGUCCGUAACAACGUCGAUGGGGAAUCUUUGAUAUUUGGCUCCGCCAUCGCAGUCGAACCAUUUGUCUUUCCCGCAUACGAGAUUUACAGUCCAUACGCGCAUAGAAAUGGCAGCAAGGUGAACUCGUUUGACUUAAGCACCGGCUACAACUACCUGAGGAAUGACACUGAAUGGUAUCACACGUUACGUAUCAGGCCAUGGAACAACCUGACAGAAAUCUCCAUCAACACUUACAGACCAAGGUUGAACGCUUCCGAGGUUGGCCCUGUCAUCAUCUUGCAGCAGCCGAUAGCCAAGCUUGAACAUGGUCACUGGACAUACCCUUACUAUGACUGCGGAGGUGGGAACAUCUGGAUGGUGACGUACUCAUCACCAAUACUUGCAGCGAAUUUGAGUCUGGAGAAUCCCAUCUACUUUAGAGGCGUAGCAACCAUCGAUAUUGAGCUAACGAACAUCGACAUCAACCAAUGUGAUGCGAACAAUUCCAUCUCUUCCGAUACUGCCGAUGUCUUUAGAGGGACUCACGUCUGCAGGAAUACAACUUAUUGUUCGCCACUGACUGGCUUGGGCUUCCGGCGUGGGGCAUACGUAUGUAAAUGUAAAGAUGGCUUCUACUUCCCCUACGCAGAUCCAUCUAAGGCAUUCAAUGGCAGCGAUAUUGAAGAACUACUGUCGAGAAAUGGCUCAAACAUGGGGUUAGAAUGGUUCCAAUGUAAGAAGUGUUCCCUGGGAUGCGAUACGUGUGUUGACGACAGUCCCUGUCUUUUCGACCCCAACCACAUAAUCAGGAUCUCCCUGUUAUUGGUAACUGUGGCCAUGAUAAGUCUUAUCCUCUUCGCAUCGGUUGUCCUGUGGGCAUACCGAGAAGUCAGGGCUAUCAAAGCAGCCAGUCCAAUCUUCCUUUUCAUCAUGGCGGGAGGUGCGAUACUCAUGUGUACAGAGAUGUUCAUCGACUUCGUCGAGCCUUCCCCCACCAUUUGUUUAAUCCGUCCAUGGCCGAGAGAGUUGGGCUUUGCUCUCGCUUACGGGGCCUUAUUACUCAAGACAUGGAGAAUAUCUUCCAUUAUGAAAAUCCAGUCUGCCCGCAAGCUGCAGCUCUCGGACAAAGAGCUCCUCAAGCGGUUCAUCCCGAUUCUUCUCGUGCCCUGCGCGUACCUGGCUGCCUGGUCCGCCGCGGUACCCUUGACAAGAAGACUGGAACUUCGGAAGACUCCGCAGGAUCUCAAGUUUUAUAUCUGCGCCAUAGAUUGGUGGGAAUACUGUUGCUCCAUAGGUGAAGCUUGUUUUUUGCUCUGGGGUGUCUAUCUGAGUUACGUCAUCAGAAAGGCCCCUUCCCAUCUGAAUGAAAGCAAGUACAUAACGUGGAGUAUCUAUAACACAGUCCUGCUUGGAAACUUUCUCUUUGUCAUCAGAGUUCUGAUAGCAGUGUCGAGAGAUCCAGAUCUCAUGUAUGUGAUGAGCCUUAUCCGCCUUCAAGUUACUGUCACCAGCAUGAUGUGUCUGAUAUACAUUCCAAAGCUGUAUGCUCUGGUUGUGACACGUGGUGGGAAGGAAGACAACAUCCGUGGUGCCGGGACAAUAAACACAUCCAGACCUCAGACGGAGGUAAUGGUGGGAAUGCCAAUAGCAGACAUGAAAAAUGCAUCCGUGCAGACAGACGUCACCGGGCCAAUACAAACAGCUGAAGACAGAACUGCUUCAAUGAGCAACUCUUCACCAACGAUUAAACUGCGAGGGAUGAACAAAGUACAUCCGGUUUAAAACUCAGGAAUGAACCCGUCCAUUUGAAGCCAACGUGUUGUCUACCAAAUGGCCCCGAUGAUGACGUUCAUCGUGUGCGUGAAGGAACACCUCUUGAGAUGCAACAUAAAUGCAUUCUUUUCAACUUUAGCAUAGCAAAUGCGACUAAACAACUGUAAUCAAGUACAAUACAGAUGUAAACUAUAAACUCGGUUUUGUCUCGCCCUGUCUGACAGGGAAGACGUAUAUACAAUAUAUUUGUAAUUGAUACCGAACUCGAAGAGGUAUUAGGAGUUUUACCAAACGUGAGGUUGGAGCCAUCCUGACAAUAUUAUGCCAUUUCACGCGAUACAUACUUACUCCCUCAAUGGAACAUGCGUAAGGAGAAGUCGUGUUGUAGGCCCUGUUUGCAGGAGGAUUGGUUGGAGCUAAAACAAAUAUAAGGGCCAGAAACCGAGGCGGCAGCUGACACGGUUUUUGGGCGAAAUACGCCGUCCGGAGCGGUUUUCGGUGAAACUGAA